Arachis stenosperma is the source of this 1062-nucleotide messenger RNA. RefSeq names its product thioredoxin-like 3-1, chloroplastic. The record is from RefSeq and is a predicted model, not a curated record. Gene Ontology annotation, cellular component: chloroplast stroma. Lineage: Eukaryota; Viridiplantae; Streptophyta; Magnoliopsida; Fabales; Fabaceae. The coding region runs from base 382 to 969 and encodes 195 amino acids. The transcript is spliced from 4 exons.
AAAUAUGUUAUUGUAAAAUCUAGAAUCUGACAUAAAUUUAAAAACGAGAGCCUGUGGCAUUGGGGGGAUCUAUCCGGAAUGAUUGGUCCCGUGAUUGGUUUCCCUUGUCAUAUGGUUUUCUUUUCUCUAUCUUGUUUACGUUGUCGUUGAGCACACCUUUUGGAUAAGCCUCACUCUCACUUUCCUUAAACUAUUUAUUUUCAUCUUUCUUCUUCUUUCCCCUUGUUUUGACUCCAACACCAUUAUCCCACACUACUUUCCAUCGUCACUACAAACUUGAAAGAUCCGCAAAUGAUUCUCUUAUUGUUCUCUUAGCUAUCACCAAGCAUAAUCGCCACCAUCGUAUUGUGUUGUUAUUGAAAGAGAAAAGUGAAAAGGGGUAUGUCUGCUACAGGGUUAUUAUAUCCACAUAUUCUCUAUGGUGAAGUCGUAGUUUACCAGAGAGAUCAACAGCACCAGCACCAGCACCAGUGCUUGGUAAGUAGUAGUAGUGGCAGAUACGUGUUUUUAUCUUCAUUGAAGAGUAGUAGUGGUUGCUGGAACGCUUCUUUUGGGCAGAGGAUUAGACGGAGGAAUUUGAGAGUUGAAGCGACGUGGCCAGAUUUGUCAAGACCAAGUGUCAUAGAGAUGGAAUCCAUUGAUGAUAGUGAGCACCUUGAUCAAAUUCUGCUUCAUGCUCAGCAAAAUUCACAACCCAUCAUCAUUGAUUGGAUGGCUGCUUGGUGCCGUAAAUGCAUAUAUUUGAAGCCCAAGUUGGAGAAAUUGGCUGCAGAGUAUGACACAAAGAUCAAAUUUUAUUACGUGGAUGUGAAUAAAGUGCCUCAGACUCUAGUGAAGCGUGGCAAUAUCUCUAAAAUGCCAACAAUUCAGUUGUGGAAAGAUGGGGAGAUGAAAGCAGAGGUGAUUGGAGGCCACAAGGCCUGGCUAGUCAUUGAAGAAGUCAGAGAAAUGAUCCUAAAGUUUGUAUAGUGUGUUCUAUUAUUCUUCAUUCUUCUCUUUUUCUUAUUUUUAACAACCUCAAUUAGCACAUAUGUUUAUUCAUAUAGUAAUUUCUUACUCCCA